GAGACACGGAGGGAGCCGAAGAUGGUGCUGAUCAAGGAAUACCGUGUUUUGCUGCCUGUGUCAGUGGAAGAGUACCAGGUGGGGCAGCUCUUCUCUGUGGCCGAGGCCAGUAAAGAUAACACGGGCGGAGGGGAAGGGAUCGAAGUCCUUAAGAACGAGCCGUAUGAGCUGGAUGGGGAGAAAGGGCAAUACACCCACAAGAUCUACCACUUACAGAGUAAAGUCCCUGGUUUUGUUAAGAUGGUGGCGCCAGAAGGUUCCCUAGUGUUUCAUGAGAAAGCCUGGAACGCCUACCCCUACUGCCGCACCAUCGUCACGAAUGAAUAUAUGAAAGAUAAUUUCUUCGUGAAGAUUGAGACCUGGCACAAACCGGACUUUGGGGACCAGGAAAAUGUGCACGGACUGGACAGCAACACUUGGAAAGAGGUAGAAGUCGUGCCCAUUGACAUCGCUGAUAACUCCCAGAUAAACGAGGGGGAUUACAAAGCCAAUGAGGAUCCCGCUUGCUACAGGUCGGAGAAGACGGGCCGAGGACCCUUGAAGCAGGAUUGGAAGAAGGAGUUGGCCAACAACCCGUCGUGCCCUCACAUGUGUGCCUACAAGCUGGUGACGGUGAAGUUCCAGUGGUGGGGCCUUCAGGGCAAAGUGGAGAGGUUUAUUCACAAGCAAGAGAAGCGCCUUUUCACCAACUUCCACCGACAGCUUUUCUGCUCGUUGGACCGGUGGGUGGAGCUGACCAUGGAAGACAUCCGCCGGAUGGAAGACGAGACACAGAAGGAACUCGACGAGAUGCGACAGAAAGGAGCGGUCCGGGGAAUGUCGGCCAAGGAUGAAUAAACCCCCCUGUCCCACACUCACGGAUUCCCCUCAGCUGGAGCCUGUCCUCUCUCCCUCCUCUCAUCUGCUGGAUGGAGCCUGGGCACAUUUGGAUGUGGGAUGAAGAGCUGAUGGAACCUCGCUCUUUCUCAGCUCCCUGCUACAUCCUCCACCUUUGUUGACCUUUCUGGUUCCCUUCCAUUUCUCCAUCUGUCCCUGUUUUCCUCUCUGGUUCUCUGGAACAGAACUCUGCAGCACCUUGGUCUUCUCUGCACGAAUGGAAAGGGGUGCCACUUCUCAGGGGUUUGUGGGUGUACAGGUGUUGUGCCCCCUUGGUUGAAAGUGGCAUCAGACUUUGAGGGGAGAGAUAAGUGCUCUAAUAUGUGGCACCGAGCCCCCGGCCAUCAGAGACUUCCCCUGCUGGAGGUGGGAGAGUUGCUUAGGGGUCUCACCGCAAUCAAGCACCAUGGAAUGUGUUGAUACCCCCCCCCCCCCCUUGGGGCAGGUGGUUGUGCAGAAGCAGAGGAAGGGGGCAAUGCAUCAUAUCACUCCCUCUUGGGCAAGUUCUUCACUCAUUGAUUUGUUUCGUACUUCAGGGUCCAGAAGCAUGAGCGAAGGGGAGUCCUUCGGGGAGGGUAAAUGGAUGAGGGCUGCGAUCUUGCCUUGGGCCAGAGGACAGAGGGGUUGGUAGAUUUUUUUUGGUUUUCUGUUUCCUUUUAUGUUUUUUAAAGGCAUCACGAUAACAUUUAUUGAAAUAAACAAAGACGAGAAG
Messenger RNA from Xenopus tropicalis (tropical clawed frog), 1588 nucleotides. It is a transcript of the gene pitpnb.2, whose product is annotated as phosphatidylinositol transfer protein beta. The record is from RefSeq and is marked validated. NCBI's taxonomy places the organism in Eukaryota, Metazoa, Chordata, Amphibia, Anura, Pipidae. Gene Ontology annotation, cellular component: cytosol; endoplasmic reticulum membrane; Golgi membrane. Gene Ontology annotation, biological process: lipid translocation; phospholipid transport; intermembrane lipid transfer. Gene Ontology annotation, molecular function: phosphatidylinositol transfer activity.